GGAUUGUUUUGAUGUCUUCUCAGGGUGUCUCGCAAUAGUACGAGUCUCAUAAUUGGGUUAGUUUGCCAUAUGGUUGGUACGUUUUAAGAAUAUACCCUUAUAAAUAAUCCGGUGGGAUAGCGUUCCUCCUUGAAUAUGAAUCCCUUUACUUAUUGCAACCAAGUUGAAAUUUGUGACCACACAUUAUUUGAAGAUCAAAAGUCCUGUAAAAAAAAUGUCAAAUAAAAUAACUAACGCUCGCAUUGCGGAACUUCAGAGGCUGAUGGAUCGAAAAGACGAGUUGAGAACCACCAUUCAGGAGAAGCAGGAUGCCAUGCAGAGAAUCGUAGACACGAUGAAUGAAGAAGCUCAAACACUUACGUCAUCAUCAGCAAAAGCAGUGAUGGCUGCCCGAGGCAAAGUCUCAUCCACGCUGAGUUACCAGGAUGAAGUUGAUAGCUAUGAAAUCGCCAUUGCUCGCUUGGAGGAGCUAUAUGCCGAAGUUGAGGCGGAGCUGAAAGGGUUGCAAGAGUUGAUGGAGCCACAAGAUUCAACAUGAUAUUGGGGAUCGCAAGAUAGGCUUGAAAAAAAGGGAUAUUGUCUCACACGACACUUACCAAACGUUCCAAAGCCAAUUGUGCAAAGGUCGAGAUAGUAUUUUUCAGUAGCUGAUAAACAACGAAUGCUUUGGUGAUUGCAUAUGCUGAAACGUGAUUAUCAC
Sclerotinia trifoliorum is the source of this 700-nucleotide messenger RNA. The record is from the annotation of a GenBank genome assembly. NCBI's taxonomy places the organism in Eukaryota, Fungi, Ascomycota, Leotiomycetes, Helotiales, Sclerotiniaceae.